Galendromus occidentalis (western predatory mite) is the source of this 653-nucleotide messenger RNA. RefSeq names its product histidine-rich glycoprotein. The record is from RefSeq and is a predicted model, not a curated record. The coding region runs from base 19 to 594 and encodes 191 amino acids. The transcript is spliced from 2 exons. Lineage: Eukaryota; Metazoa; Arthropoda; Arachnida; Mesostigmata; Phytoseiidae.
GCAAGCGAAGCCGAACAGAUGCAGCUCAACCGAUUCUUCGCGGCUGUCGAGAGGGACUUCGUCCACGGCGGAGACCAAGGCGUGCGUCGACAACCUAGACAUCAUCAUCAUCAUCGAAGGACCGAGAGCGAGGAGCCCGAAGUGUAUCGACACCACAGACGCCACCGUGUCACGGACGAGGAAGUCGAGGAAUUGCCUCGCCGACACUACAACGGUCAUCAUCACGAGGUCGAGGCCGAAGACCGUUCUCCUAUGAAAUACCGACGAGGCGACGAUGUUGACGACUUUGAGGAACCCAGGCACCACCAUCGACGCUACCAUCAUCAUCACCGUCGUCCUCAUCGCGAAGAGUACAGCGACUACAGUGAGGACCGGGACGAGGUUUACCCAGAGAACCACCGGAGACGCAACUACCACAACCACCGUCGCCACUACCACGACCAAGAGCGGAAUGAACGACAACAGGACGAGCAAGUCGAAUCCCAUCACCAUCGUCGCCACCCAAAUCAAUACGAGGACAACGAGGAGGUUCGCCCUGAACCCUAUCGUCGUCACCGGAGGCACGUCCGUCGAGGAGACAGUGUUGAAGAGUGAUUAGAGAAGGAAACCUGCUGCGAAUGAAUACCUAGGGAAGAAGCUGAAUCUAAUCUUCU